UCUUUCCUACGCAUUCUUAUAUAAAAAGACUUACACACUUUCAUCAAAAAAUGGAUUCCUCCAAACAAUCUACAUUCGAUGAAGAGAGCCAAAACCACCAAGAACAAGCCGAAGACGUAUUUGACUACUCGUCAAGAGCACAAUGGCUAAGAGCAGCCGUCUUAGGCGCCAACGACGGUCUUGUUUCGACCGCGUCACUCAUGAUGGGAGUUGGCGCGGUCAAACAAGACGUCAAAGUUAUGAUUUUGACCGGCUUUGCUGGCUUAGUAGCCGGAGCUUGUAGCAUGGCUAUAGGAGAAUUCGUCUCCGUAUUUUCUCAGCUUGACAUAGAACUUGCACAAAGAAAAAGAGAAAAUAAAACAAGACAAAAUAACGAAAAAAAAGAAAAUGAGGAAGAAAAAGAAAAAUUGCCUAACCCUUUACAAGCUGCAUUGGCUUCUGCCCUAACGUUUUCGGUUGGGGCAAUGGUGCCGCUUUUGGCGGCAUCGUUUAUAAAAGAGUUUAAGGUUAGAGUUGGGGUGGUUGUGGCGGCUGUGACGGUGGCGUUGGCGGUGUUUGGGUGGUUAGGAGCCUUGUUAGGAGGAGCACCAGUUUUUAGGGCUUCUAUUAGGGUUUUGGUGGGUGGUUGGCUUGCUAUGGCUAUUACCUUUGGUUUGACUAAGUGGAUGGGGUCCACUGAGUUUUAGGUUUGAUUAAGAAUAUUAAUGAGGUCUUUUAUUAUUAAAUAAUGAUUUGAAUAUCUAGUAAUAUUGUGCUAGUUGACAAUGUAACGAUACUAGCUAAAAGAUAAAAUGUCCACUUAUGUAAGUGUGUUAUAAUUUGUAUAAGUAAUGAUCAAGAUGUAA
Molecule: messenger RNA, 845 nt
Organism: Amaranthus tricolor (Joseph's coat)
Lineage: Eukaryota; Viridiplantae; Streptophyta; Magnoliopsida; Caryophyllales; Amaranthaceae
Product: vacuolar iron transporter homolog 4-like
Exons: 1
Coding region: 51-686 (211 amino acids)
Biological process (GO): intracellular manganese ion homeostasis
Cellular component (GO): membrane
Molecular function (GO): manganese ion transmembrane transporter activity; iron ion transmembrane transporter activity
Source: RefSeq, a predicted model, not a curated record